AUAUAAUUGACAAGAUGUCAUCUCAACGAUUUAUUCCAUAAAAAUUAAUAUCUCUGUGAUAUUUCAAAUGUUUCCAAAAUGGUAGCUUUAAUAGGCGUGGUGAUAGGAUUUAUGCUGAUAAUAUUUAAUGAUGAAAUAUUCCAAUACUCCCCACCGCCUCCCGGUCCCUUAGUUUCGUCGUAUUUAUUUCUUUUGGCUUUAUUUUUACUUCUCUGUGAACUUGAAGUUUAUCCAGCAUCGUUGAGAAAGUUGGGUACGAUAUUUCAAAAUAUUAUUGAGAUGUUUAUAGCUGCUUUUAUAGCUGAAAUUAUUAUAGUUGGUUUUUGGUUUCCCUUAGAAGCGAAUGUGAUGCGCGCUUUGGAAAAAUCGGCUGAUGUUAUCGAAGAAUUAGUUUGGAGCGAUAAUUAUUGGAAUUGUGAUACUCUAUGCAAUAUAUUGAGAAGCAGAAUCGCAAGAUAUGUUGUUAGUUAUAUGCUUAGUGCUUUCUUCCUCAUUAUUGUACUCCACGCGUCAAGAGCCAUUGAUUUGAGAGCUUUAGACGAAGGUGUAGAUUGUUUUAUAAACGACAUCGUCUUCAGAGUUAAGCGUAAUAUCAAAAGACAAAUAAAAAAAUUGACAAAUCCAAAAUAUACCGAAGACAUAUCUGAUAGAGUAGAAGAUCAACUUAUCAGGCAGUUGGUAAAUGGUACUUGUUCCGAUGAUUUAACAUCUCUAAAUGGAACUAAAUUACAAACGACACAAAACAAAAAACGAAGAAGAUCUAGUAGAAUAAAAAGAACUAAAAUGAACGGCGGUAAUGGUGAGGGAGAUGAUUAUGGUAAUUGCAUAUAUGACUAACGGUACCUACUAUACUUCGGAUUUUUUGAAAUAAAAUAUUAUGUGAGAAAAAUUUAUUAAAACACUCGAACAGUAUCAAAUUA
This is a messenger RNA of Diorhabda carinulata, 920 nucleotides long. RefSeq lists its product as uncharacterized. The record is from RefSeq and is a predicted model, not a curated record. Bases 79 to 837 code for a protein of 252 amino acids. NCBI's taxonomy places the organism in Eukaryota, Metazoa, Arthropoda, Insecta, Coleoptera, Chrysomelidae. The transcript has 3 exons.